UCUUCUUCUUCUUCUUCUUCUUGGUCCUGCUCCCGCUGCACAUUCCUCAACCCUUCCUCCCAGAAAGUCUCCUGCCAGAUGUGCCUUUCCCCAACCUCCACCGCCACCGCCACCUCCACCGCCGGCGGUCGCGGGGGAAGCACUUUCUCCGUUGGGGCUUCCGUCUCUCCAGGAAGAUGGCCUUGCACGGCCUGCACCUUCCUGAACCCCAGCGGAAGAGCUUUCUGCGAGGUCUGCGGCACUCGGGCCGCGCCGUUUUCCCGUUUCCUUGGCGACUGUCUCGACCCAGACGAGCUCUCCGCCGCCGAUUCCUCCAUAGGAUCGGUCUUCCUCCCGCUCCAGCGCUGCGGAAGCAAGCGGCCCGCGCCCGUAGAAGCUGCUGCCGAUGUCCGACCCUUGGAGAAGUUGGCGAGGAGUGACAAAGAAGAACAUUUGGUGCUCUCAGGUAAUGGUGAUCCUAGUUCAAAUCCACAGGUGUUAAAAAUUAUGAGCUAUAAUGUCUGGUUCCGUGAAGACCUUGAAGUUCAUAGGAGGAUGGAAGCCCUUGGAAAUCUUAUUCUGGUGCACGUACCAGAUUUCAUUUGCUUCCAGGAGGUUACACCAAAUAUCUAUGAUAUCUUCCGAAGCUCUAAGUGGUGGAAGUCAUAUCGCUGCUCUGUAUCUCAGGACAUGAUAGCUGAGAGGCCAUAUUUUUGCAUGCAGAUGAGUAAGUUGCCAGUGGAGACAUUCAAAUGUAAACAGUUUGCAAACUCCAUUAUGGGAAGAGAACUUUGCUUAGCUGACAUCAAACUUAAUUCAGGCAAACGGCUUGUGAUUGCUACAAGCCAUCUGGAGAGUCCUUGUCCUGCCCCUCCCAAAUGGGAUCAAAUGUACAGUGUUGAACGAGUUGCUCAGGCAAAACAAUCUCUCAUUCUACUAAAAGACUCGAACAAUGCAAUCUUCGUCGGCGAUAUGAACUGGGAUGACAAAUUGGAUGGAGCUUUUCCUCUUCCUGAUGGUUGGGUUGAUGCUUGGAUGGUUAAAAAACCAGGUGAAAAUGGAUGGACUUAUGACACCAAAUCCAAUAAGAUGUUAUCUGGUAAUCGCACUUUGCAGAAGCGACUUGAUCGGUUCGUGUGCAGCCUUAAAGACUUUAGGAUCGAUGGCAUCGAGAUGAUUGGGACAGAGGCUAUACCAGGCCUUUCCUAUGACAAGGAGAAGAAAGUGAGAAAUCAGAUGGUGAAGAUGGAGCUCCCUGUCUUACCCAGUGAUCACUAUGGCCUUUUGUUAACCGUCACCAGCUUGUGACCGUUGCGCUUUAAAUAUUUUUUUGUGUGCAUACCCAUAUGUACAUUUUGUAUGUUGAUAUCCCGAGCUUCAUGAAGUUCUGAAGUUUCAUAUGUUUCAUAUGGUAUUAAGGCUUUAUUUGGAAUGACUUUUUGACUGUUUUUUAAAGCAGUUAGAAAGUUGCUUUAAGUAGUAAGAAAAAUGUUCCAAAUGAAGCCUAAGUUUUGGAAGGAUUCCAUGUCCCAAGUGGAUGCUGUGUUUUUGGAUCCUGCACUUUGGAUCUUAAUACUAAAGAACACUGAUUGUUAUUGUAAUGGUUGUCUUCUUAUAUUCAGCUCAAACUCCACAUAACAAUCAUAAUUCUCUCUC
Messenger RNA from Dendrobium catenatum, 1635 nucleotides. RefSeq lists its product as uncharacterized. Gene Ontology annotation, biological process: double-strand break repair. The transcript has 4 exons. Gene Ontology annotation, molecular function: single-stranded DNA binding; 5'-tyrosyl-DNA phosphodiesterase activity. Lineage: Eukaryota; Viridiplantae; Streptophyta; Magnoliopsida; Asparagales; Orchidaceae. The annotation marks the transcript as partial. The record is from RefSeq and is a predicted model, not a curated record. Gene Ontology annotation, cellular component: PML body; cytoplasm.